ACCCAGAGAGACCCAGUUAGCAGUUUGGGCUGAGAAGUUAAUUACAGUCCAAAAAUAAAAAAUAAAAAAUAAAAAAAGGGUACGUUUCUAUUUCUUCUUCUUUUUAAUUAUAGUUCAUCCAUUUUGUAAUUUCCAUCUCCCUCCCUAUCAAAAUACCUCUCCAACUUCUCUCUUUUCUCUGAAAACCCUAAUCUCCAUGGGAGAAUCUGUCCCUCCUCGUCGCAUUUCCGUUCAUCAAGCUCUCGGCGGUGGCCUUGUUGCUGAUGUGCUGCUGUGGAAGAAAUGGAGUGGAGGAGUUUUACUGCUAACCUCUACAGCAGCCUCGUGGUUCCUAUUUGAGCGAGCUGGUUACAACCUCUUGUCCUUUGUGGCCAAUGUUCUACUGCUUCUUGUGGUCAUCCUCUUCCUAUGGGCCAAAUCUGCUUCCCUUCUCAACAGACCUUUGCCACCUCUCCCUGAUAUGGAAAUCUCAGAGGCCUCUGUCGUCAAGGCUGCCGAUGCACUGCAUGCUUGGAUUAAUCGUGUUCUGUCUAUUGCACGAGACAUUGCUAUUGGCAGAAAUUGGAAACUCUUUCUUCAGGUUGCUUUCUGCUUGUGGCUAGUAUCUUACAUCGGAAGCUUCUUCAACUUCCUCACUCUUGUCUACAUUGGGGUUGUUCUUAGUCUUUCAGUGCCAGUAGUGUAUGAUAAGUAUCAGGGCCACAUUGAUGAGAAGCUUCUUGUAGCAAAUAGAGUAAUACAAACACAGUACAGGAAAAUUGAUGAUAGCAUCUUAAAGAAAAUUCCAUUGAGAUCAAACAAGGAGAAGAAGGUGCAGUAGGGUAUCACGGAGCUCAGAAAAGUGUGAUGACAGCCUUAAAGAUGGUUUACAACGUAUGAAGUAGUACUUCGGUUAUCUUUUUGUUGGCAUGCUGCUAUACAUAUUGACAGCCAGACGGCAUGGUUGACAACAUUUGGGUGGAUCCGAUUAGUGUCUACAUUUGAGUUUCAGCGUUACACUGUUUUUGGCUCUGGAGCUUAUAAUCUUGUUAGGUUUUUGGUCAAUAGUUAUUGGAUUAUUGGAUCUUGGUGGUUGAUCUUUACGUGUUGUAUGGGGUGAAAGAGAGAGAAUUUCAUCAUUCUAAUCAUAUGGAUUGUUUUGGUUUGCAAUCUUUUAUAUGUCAUUAUUUGAGUUUGCCUAGAAA
This is a messenger RNA of Prunus avium (sweet cherry), 1184 nucleotides long. RefSeq names its product reticulon-like protein B11. The record is from RefSeq and is a predicted model, not a curated record. NCBI's taxonomy places the organism in Eukaryota, Viridiplantae, Streptophyta, Magnoliopsida, Rosales, Rosaceae. Gene Ontology annotation, biological process: response to bacterium.